Molecule: messenger RNA, 1148 nt
Organism: Telopea speciosissima
Lineage: Eukaryota; Viridiplantae; Streptophyta; Magnoliopsida; Proteales; Proteaceae
Exons: 1
Coding region: 199-1095 (298 amino acids)
Cellular component (GO): membrane
Source: RefSeq, a predicted model, not a curated record
CUUUUGGAAAGCGUCAUUGGUAUUGAUUGUUGCAUAUGGGUUGGAUCCCCAUUCUGCCUCUCAUUCAGAGAGGAACAUAAAAUCAGUAGAUCUUAUGAUGGGUUUUCCAGUUUUCCUUCCCGAUCGUUCAUCCAAUGCAAAUUAAUCCAUUUAUUGCAAUGCUGAUUGCAAAAACUGGACAAAUUGAAAUUCAUUUUCAUGGGUUGCAGAAGCUUUUCUUUCAUCGGCGUCAUUGUCUCUCUAUUCUUUGCAUCCUUUGCCCAAAACCUACAGAACGACUCUGCUCGCAUCUCUUUAGAUGCUCUUCUUCAAAAAUAUGCCUACAAAGCGCUUGUCCGACCUCACACCGGCAUUCUAUACAAAGCAUCCCACCCUGCAAAUCUUUCAGGCAUGGAAGCCUCAGUUAUCCGGCUCAGAAGCGGUACCUUUUGGGUCAGAGGAGCUAAUGUUAGCGCAUUCUUGUUUCCACCCAGAAUCAUUUCUGAACCUUUCGUGAAGAGAUUUUCCAUAGUCCUCCAAAAUCUGGGCAAUUGGUCUUCCAAUUAUUACAGUGUACCAGGCUAUUCAUUGGUUACUCCCGUGGUUGGUUUCAGGUUUUACGAUUCCUCCAAUUUGAGUUCCAACGCCAUUGCAUCUCUCAGUCUUAACGUGACAGGAGAUCCCAUUUCUGUACAUUUUCCCCAGUUCUUGUUGCCUCCAGGUUCUAAUUGGACUGUAAGAUGUGUUACAUUCAAAGUAGACGGGACAUUUUCUCUUGCUAACAUUACCCUUCCCAAUGUAUGCUUCACUCGCAAUCAAGGCCAUUUCUCCAUUGUCGUCGAACAGCCCAAGAUGAAUGUGACGAAAGUGAGGCGGCUAAAGAAACUGUGGAAGUGGUGGGUGAUAGGACUUGUGUGUGGAUUUCUGGGUUUGGUUUUGGUUUGUGUCGUUGCCAUGCUUGUUGUUUGGCUCACGAGGAGAAAGAAAAUUCUGAAAAUGGAGAAAAAAGCUGAUCAAGGUGAGUCUUUCAAGACAAUCUGGGUUGGACCUAGUAAAAUGCCUUCUGCAGCAGUGACUAGAACUCAUCCAGUUCUUGAGAAUGAAUAUGCUCCAUGAGACCAUGACUUCCUUUCUUCUUCUGCUGCUGUUUUUUUAUGUUUCCUGUUCAU